UGUCAUCGCACAAUUUACACGCUUCGUUGCCGUUUGCGAAGCUUUUUCUUCCCCAACUGACUUUUAUUGCCAUUUCCCCCUUCCAAAAUACUCCCUUCUCUGAUACUUUUCCAGUUUCUGGGAGUGUUCUUUGAACAAGAGAGAGAAAACAGAGAGGUGGGACCCACUCUUUUCCCAUCAAUUUCUCUCCUAUUUUUACCACCUCUUUCUCUUUCUAUCUCAUCAUCAAUAAUACUACUUACACUUGGUUGGGUUGCUUCGAAUGUGGUUUUCAAAUCCCUAAUUUCCCCUUUCUUCCUCAUCAAAGUCGUUUCGAAUAAUCGACGUUGUUAGUUCUUUCCAGAAAUCAGGAUUAUUUGUAUGGCUUGGAUGGAAAAGCUGGUUGAUAACAGUUCUGAGAAGCAAUCACCACCAUGUGAGAAUGGUUUUCUGAAAGCAUCUUGUCCAACAACGGAAAACGGGUCAGGGUCUCCAAUUUGUAAUGGUAGUUUGAAAAAGGAACUUGAUGUGAAGGAUAGUCUCUCUUAUGCAAACAUUCUUCGUACCCGAAAUAAAUUCGCGGAGGCUUUGGCAAUAUAUGAAGGAAUAUUACUAGACAAGGACAAGGAGAAUGUAGAAGCUUUUAUAGGAAAAGGGAUAUGCUUGCAAAUGCAAAACCAGGGAAGGCUUGCUUUUGAGAGUUUCUCCGAAGCAAUAAGACUUGAUCCUAACAAUGCUUGCGCCCUUACGCAUUGUGGUAUUUUGUACAAGGAUGACAGUCGAUUGGUAGAUGCUGCUGAGUCUUAUCAAAAGGCUCUGAGAGCUGAUCCAACAUAUAAGCCAGCGGCAGAAUGCUUAGCAAUUGUUCUGACUGAUAUUGGGACCAGCUUAAAGCUUGCUGGAAACACUCAAGAAGGGAUUCAGAAAUACUAUGAAGCUCUUAAAAUAGAUCCACAUUAUGCUCCAGCAUACUAUAACCUUGGUGUUGUCUAUUCCGAAAUGAUGCAAUAUGACACUGCCCUCACAUGUUAUGAAAAGGCAGCACUAGAAAGGCCUAUGUAUGCUGAAGCGUUCUGCAACAUGGGUGUCAUAUACAAGAACCGAGGGGAUCUGGAGUCUGCUAUUACAUGUUAUGAGAGGUGUUUAGCAGUGUCUCCAAAUUUUGAGAUUGCUAAGAAUAAUAUGGCAAUAGCAUUGACCGAUUUGGGAACAAAGGUUAAACUAGAGGGUGACAUUGAACAAGGUGUAGCAUAUUAUAAAAAAGCUCUGUUCUACAAUUGGCAUUAUGCUGAUGCUAUGUACAACCUUGGCGUUGCAUAUGGUGAAAUGCUGAAGUUUGACAAUGCAAUUGUUUUCUAUGAACUUGCUUUUCAUUUCAAUCCUCAAUGUGCUGAAGCAUGCAAUAACUUGGGGGUUAUCUACAAAGAUCGUGAAAAUCUUGAUAAGGCAGUCGAGUGCUAUCAGAUGGCUCUGUCAAUUAAAUCAAACUUCUCCCAGUCUCUGAAUAAUCUUGGUGUUGUUUAUACAGUUCAGGGUAAAAUGGAUGCUGCUGCUAGCAUGAUUGAAAAAGCCAUAAUAGCAAAUCCCACUUAUGCUGAAGCAUAUAAUAAUUUAGGAGUUCUAUACAGAGAUGCUGGUGAGAUUUCUCGUGCUAUUGAAGCUUAUGAGCAAUGUCUGAAGAUAGAUCCUGAUUCGCGCAAUGCAGGCCAGAAUCGUUUACUUGCUAUGAACUACAUCAAUGAAGGAGAUGAUGACAAGCUAUACGAGGCUCACAGAGACUGGGGUCGGCGGUUCACGAGGCUGUAUCCACAGUAUACAUCAUGGGACAAUCCAAAGGAACCUGAGAGACCUCUUGUUGUCGGUUAUGUUUCCCCUGAUUUUUUCACCCACUCCGUAUCAUAUUUUAUCGAAGCACCGCUAGCACACCAUGACUACUCUAGCUACAAAGUGAUUGUUUACUCAGCAGUUGUGAAGGCAGAUGCCAAAACUUUGAGAUUUCGAGAGAAAGUAGUUAAAAAGGGUGGAGUCUGGAGAGAUAUAUAUGGAAUAGAUGAGAAAAAGGUUGCUCAAAUGGUCAGAGAAGACAAGGUUGAUAUUUUUGUAGAACUGACUGGGCAUACAGCGAAUAAUAAAUUGGGAACAAUGGCUUGUCGACCUGCUCCGUUGCAGGUGACUUGGAUUGGCUACCCAAAUACCACUGGCUUACCUACUAUUGACUACAGAAUUACUGAUGCACUGGCUGAUCCCCCGGAAACAAAACAGAAGCAUGUUGAGGAUUUAGUUCGACUACCAGAUUCGUUUCUAUGUUACACACCUUCUCCAGAAGCUGGCACUGUUUCUGCGGCUCCAGCACUAAGUAAUGGCUUCGUCACUUUUGGUAGCUUUAACAAUUUAGCAAAGAUUACACCUAAAGUUUUGCAAGUUUGGGCUAGAAUUUUGUGUGAUGUACCAAACUCACGUUUAGUGGUGAAAUGCAAACCCUUUUGUUGCGACAGUAUAAGACAUAAAUUUCUUUCCACUUUAGAGCAGUUGGGAGUGGAUCCUGUACGUGUUGAUUUAUUACCCUUGAUUCUUCUAAACCAUGAUCACCUGCAAGCAUAUGCUCUCAUGGACAUAAGCUUGGACACUUUUCCAUAUGCUGGAACAACCACGACGUGUGAGUCACUCUACAUGGGAGUUCCUUGUGUUACCAUGGCUGGCAGUGUGCAUGCUCAUAAUGUUGGCGUUAGUCUCCUUAGUAAAGUCGGGUUAGGUAAUCUGGUUGCCAAGACUGAAGAUCAGUAUGUUCAGCUGGCAAUUCAGUUGGCUUCAGAUGUGACAGCCCUCUCGAAUUUAAGGAUGACUUUGCGGGAUCUUAUGGUCAAGUCACCAGUCUGCGACGGAGCGAAUUUCACUCUUGGUUUAGAGGAAGUAUAUCGAAACAUUUGGCGCAGGUACUGUAAAGGCGAUGUUCCAUCUUUGAAACGGUUUGAAAUGUUACAGCAGCAGCAGGAAACUGUUUCUCAAGAGGCUAGUGUUGUGCCAUUGAAAGUCAUAACCUCAAAAGACGAUUCUCCUCUCAAGACAAAUGCUUUCAACCCAGUCCCCCCACCACCCGUAUUGAGUCUUGCCACCUCCGAAGAAAAUGGAGCUGUUAGUUGAACAAUGGCAUAUAGUAAUUUUGAAUAUCUUCUCUUCCCGUGGAUGGGGCAAUGAUAUGUGAUCAAUAUUUUGGGAGUCAUGCAACGACCAAAGGAUCAUAGCAUCAUGGACUGUUGGAGUUAAGUGAUGCGAUCUGGGCUGCACCUUGUAUCAGGGUUUACUUGGGUUGUGAGGAUGAUUUAUGUGGUAUGGCUGAAGUCCUAGUAUUAUGUCAACCCACAGGUGGUUGACAGAUAGUUAAUAGGUCCGGUUCUGAUUAUUCGUCCACCCUUCUGGCUUAUUGUGUGUCUUGGGGGUGCAUCAAGAAAUAUCCUUACCCUGUUACUAGAAUUGUAUUAGUGUAUUAUUGAUUGGUCGACUGGCGAUUAGGUUUUUGGAGGAUAGAGUGGUUUUUAUGUAAGCAAAUGUUACAGAAUGUAUAGGCAUUAAAUCAAUAGAUCAGUGUAGUGCUUGCUUAUUGAGAUGUUACUCUUGGAUAUCCACUUAAAACGUUGGAUACCUCUUGGCUUGAUAUAGAUUUGUAUGAAACAUUCUUAACGUGUGAUUUAUUCAUCUGCAUAUUCAAGCUGCUCAGCUGCUACCUUAACUUU
This is a messenger RNA of Chenopodium quinoa (quinoa), 3710 nucleotides long. RefSeq names its product probable UDP-N-acetylglucosamine--peptide N-acetylglucosaminyltransferase SPINDLY. The transcript is spliced from 18 exons. Bases 361 to 3120 code for a protein of 919 amino acids. Lineage: Eukaryota; Viridiplantae; Streptophyta; Magnoliopsida; Caryophyllales; Amaranthaceae. Gene Ontology annotation, molecular function: protein binding. The record is from RefSeq and is a predicted model, not a curated record.